Messenger RNA from Paralichthys olivaceus (Japanese flounder), 3657 nucleotides. The record is from RefSeq and is a predicted model, not a curated record. NCBI's taxonomy places the organism in Eukaryota, Metazoa, Chordata, Actinopteri, Pleuronectiformes, Paralichthyidae.
AUGGCUAAUCCUGACACAGGCAGCAGCGGCGAGCAAUCAGCACUCACAGCCCAGAACAUAAUGGAAACCUGCCUGGCUGCCUGUCUGGCUGUCUGUGUGGAUGACUGGCAGGCCAGCUCCUUAUCUGGAUGCUGUGGCUCAGCUGAGGACAUCCUCCCGCACGGCCCAGUGGACGCGGUGCUGUCUCGGGAGAUCGUCCUGACAACGCUGCUUAACAAUCCGGAGUAUGCUUUUAUCAUCUGGAACUUUAACAAUGGAGAGGAGCAGAUUCACGUGGCCACCAUGGGAAAAGCAGGGUUGACGGUGAACAAACCUUACGAAAAUCGCGUGACCAUAAAUGCGACCAACGGCUUCCUGACCCUAAAGUCUCUGACGUUAAUGGACAGCGGAGACUAUAGCAUCACCAUUGUGGACCUUAAAGGAAUCACGAAAACAGGCGAGAUCCAACUGCAAGUCCUGAAGCCGGUGUCUGACGUCAUCAUUAAGUCAAACUUGCCCGAGGCCGUCGAACACAACAGCACUGUAGUCCUCACCUGCUCGGCUCAGGGCUCCUUCCUCAGCUUUACCUGGAUCAAUGGCUCCACCCCCAUCGUCGCUGAUAGCAAACGACUCACGCUUAAAAACGAGGAGACGACCAGCACGCUGACCAUUGCAGGUGUUCUCAGGUCGGAUCUGAUUGGUCCAAUCUUCUGCACUGCUGCUAACAAACUGGAGACAGAGAAAAGCCCCGCCUUCAACCUUACAGUCCACUAUGGUCCAGACAAUGUGAUCAUCUCUCCUGCCACACCGCCUCAGUUCAUCAGGGCGGGCUCUAACUUCAGUCUGGCGUGCUCUGCCCUCUCGUCUCCACCUGCCACCUUCAGCUGGUUCCAGAACCAAAAGGCGCUGGAGGUUUCGGGACCCGUUCUCUCUCUGGAGGCGAUUGAAAAGCUGGGCUCAGUGAAGAAGGAUAACUACACCUGCAGGGCACAGAAUUCCAAGACCCAGCGCAGUGUCCCGUCUCCCGCUGUGUCCUUUGCUGUGAUGAAGGCCAUCUCUGGCACUAAAAUCACCGGUCCGACCGGGACACUCAUCGCUGGCAACAGCACAGCCAACCUGAGCUGCCAGGCAAUGGCCGGCACUGUGAAGACCACGACCUGGCUGAAAGACGGCAAACCUGUGUCCACCAGCUCCCGCCUGGUGUUCGCAGCUGACAUGAGCUCCAUGAUGAUCAACCUGCUGCAGAAAGAGGACAGCGGACAGUACACGUGUCAGCUCACCAACGCUGUCAACACUGACCAAGCCUCGUUCAAGGUGGAGGUCAACUAUGGUCCUGAACCAGCGAUGGUGAAAGGCGAAGAGGCUGUGGAGGUGAAAGACACUGUUACUCUCACUUGCUCUGCAAUGUCCUACCCAACUGCCAACUUCACCUGGAAGUUUAAUGGCACAGCGACCGAAGUGAAAACUGCACAGUACAUCAUCGGGGAGGCCUCAUACAAGAACACUGGAACGUACACAUGUGAGGCACACAACGCUGUCACCGGGAAGACCGUCACAUAUAGCCACAAGCUGUCCGUCAAAGAGGAGGGAGCGUUGGAUGAAGGUCUCUCAGAUGGCGCCAUCGCUGGAAUCAUCAUCGGCGUCCUUGUCGGUCUUGCUGCCGCGAUUGGAUUGAUCAUAUACUGUCGACAGAAAGUUCCGGUUGAAUCUCCGUAUUAAAGAUGCAGAUGCAGGCUGAAGAUUCGGCCACAAACAUCUGAUCAUUUUGUUUCCCAUGAUCCACCUGUGCAGCUGGGAGGCGUGUCCUCAUAGACCCAGCCGGUUUCCUGUGAAGUUCCCGUCAAACCAGUUUUCCCAUCACCCUCCUCUUACCCUCUGUUGUCGACAGUAAAAACUUGACCUUUUAUUUUAAUGUUUUGUUAAAACUCAGUCGAUGAUUCUGUGUUUGAAUCUUCACUGUUAAUUAUAUGUUUUUUACCUUCACCUUCAUCACAAAUAUCACUCGAUCAUCACCCCUCCCCCACCUUGUCUGGUUCAGCGCCUCCUUCAGGAAACUGAAACACAGACAGAGACGUUCCCUUUGGCGCACACACAAACACAGGCACGCAUGCACCCACACACACACACUGUCAGGCCACACACAGACAUUCUGUGGUUUGAUUUAUCACUAUCACUGAUCUCUAGUUUUCUAACUCACUCCUUCGUUCCAAACUUGUCAACAAUUUAGUUUUUUCAAAACAAACCAACCUUUAUGAACACAUCAUUCUUGUCUCCUCUUGUUCAUAAACAUCUCAUGAAAAAAACAUUGGCAUCAAAUAUAUUCAGACCGUGGCAUCAAUAAUUAAUAAUGAUAAACAAGAUAUCCUAAUACGAGAUAAUAACCAAUGAUAAUGAAAAUUUUUUUUUGAUUAAAAAAGACUAUGACAUAAAAAUAUCAUGACAAAAACAGAUAAAUAAUAAUAAACUGAUAUUUACUGAUGAAAUUAUGUAAAAGAUUCAUAAUUAAUAAUAUCAUACAAUUAAUUUUGAAAUGUCAGUUAUGUCAUUAAUAUUAUUAUUUAAAACAAAAACGUUUUUGAAAAUAAAUAUAUAACAAUAUUAUCAUGAAAAUAUUUCACUCGACUUCUGAGCAGAAAGAACAUUUUUGAAGUUCAUAUUAUCAUGAUAAUAUUGUACGUGAAGAUUUGAUGACAUUGUCAUGUCUCCUCACUAAACAGUUAAAAGUAAAAAAGCAGAACAACAGAAGAAUUUUAUUUAAUUCAUUUUAUAAAGACACAGCAGAAGAGAAACAAACUGUAAAAAAAACCAGUUAAAAGUAAGUGAAAAUGACUUCAUUAAAUAAAGAGGCGUGUCUCUCGCUGAUCUCUCAACUGUGACUCUGGUUUAAUUCAUCUCGAUGGUUCAGCAUCGUCUUCACUUUUUGAAUCAUCGGUGGAGAUGAGCUUGGACGUGCACUGACAAGUCAGCAACAUGAAGAUGAAGAAAACCAAAGAAAAAAGGCGGGAAGGUGUGAGUGGGCGGUGACAUUGUCUGAGCUUUGAAAGUGAAGUUUUGUUGGUGCUUUUAUAAAAAACUUUAGUUUGAUGUAAAAAGUUUUAAACUGAAUGAAAUUAUUUCACUCGACUUCUGAGCAGAAAGAAAAUGUUUGAAGUUCAGGUUUUAUUGUAUUUGCUGAGUUUUCUGUAUCAAACCUAAUAAUUUUGGUUUUGAGCUGAUGAUUUUAUCAUUUGUGAUUUCAGACUUGAACGUGCACUGAUCUCCAGUCAUAAAAGUAUUUAUUUUGUUUAGUUCAAAUCAAAAAACAUAGAACCUGGAGCUGAAGAUCGUAACAAGUCAGAAUGUUCACAAACUCAUUGUAUUUUCACUUUUCACGCUGCAAUAUCUUUGAAAAGGUUUUAAAAUGUUACAUGGAGCAGAAAGUGAUGUCCUAACAACACAGGCUGCAGUGACUCAGUCAACCUUAAAGAGAAGCAACGCUCGUUGUCAAUCAUCAGAUGAAAUUAAUGAGGGCUGAGAUCUAUUUUGCUUCAGGUCGUUUGUUAAGAUUAAUUUGAUCAGUGACACGUUUCGUGCUGUGACACUGCAUGAGAUGUUAUUGAUUGUUCAUGGAAUAUUUUUUUGGUUUUGUUGAUGUUUACAGGGUCUGACAAAAUAUAUUGUAAAAAAAAUAACAUAAAG